Molecule: messenger RNA, 1116 nt
Organism: Echinops telfairi (small Madagascar hedgehog)
Lineage: Eukaryota; Metazoa; Chordata; Mammalia; Afrosoricida; Tenrecidae
Gene: SBK2
Product: SH3 domain binding kinase family member 2
Exons: 4
Coding region: 61-1116 (351 amino acids)
Biological process (GO): peptidyl-threonine phosphorylation; peptidyl-serine phosphorylation
Molecular function (GO): protein serine/threonine kinase activity; ATP binding
Source: RefSeq, a predicted model, not a curated record
CUAAGUGCCGGGCAUUGGCCACUGCAGGCAGCCGAAGGGUCAGGAAACCCGGGAGAAGUGAUGCCCGGUAAACAGUCACAAGAAGCACAAGUGGAUGUGGGGGCCACCGAGGACGGGGCUCCGGAGGCACUGGGGAGCCUCACAGAGGAGGAGCUUCGGCAAGGCCAGGAGGCCGCACUGGCCCUGGAGGACAUGAUGGCACUGAGUGCCCAGACCCUUGUCCAGGCCGAAGUGGAUGAACUGUACCAGGGGGUGCGUCCCCUGGGCCAGGGCCGCUUUGGUCGGGUCCUGCUGGUCACUCACCGUCAGAAAGGCACACCCAUGGCACUCAAGCAACUCCCGAAGGCCUCCACCUCCCUCCGCGGCUUCCUGUACGAGUUCUGCGUGGGCCUCUCACUGGGCACGCAUUCGGCUAUCGUGGCCUCCUACGGCAUCGGCAUCGAGUCGGCUGACUCCUAUAGCUUCCUGACGGAGCCCAUUCUGCAUGGCGACCUCAUCGCCUUCAUCCAGCCCAAGGUGGGCCUCCCGCAGGCGGCCGCCCAGCGCUGCGCGGCGCAGCUGGCCUCGGCCCUGGGGCACGUCCACGCGCGCGGCCUGGUGUACCGGGACCUGAAGCCGGAGAACGUGCUGGUGUGCGACCCCGCCUGCCAACGCGUCAAGCUGACCGACUUCGGCCACACGCGGCCCCGAGGGACCCUGCUGCGCCUGGCGGGGCCGCCCAUCCCCUACACGGCGCCCGAGCUCUGCGCCCCGCCGCCCCUCCCGGCGGGCCUGCCCAUCCAGCCGGCCCUGGACGCCUGGGCCCUGGGCGUCCUGCUCUUCUGCCUCCUGACGGGCUACUUCCCCUGGGACCAGCCCCUGGAGGAGGCCGACCCCUUCUACGGGGACUUCCUCAGCUGGCAGGCCUCGGGCGAGCCCCAGGACCGGCCGCAGCCCUGGUUCGGCCUGACGCCCGUGGCUGAUGCCCUGCUCUGGGGGCUGCUGGACCCGCACCCGCGAAAGAGGCAGCCCGUGAGCUCGGUCAGGGGCUACCUGGGGCGGCCCUGGAGAGAGCAGGAGGGGGCUGGGGAGGAGGCGGUGUGCGGGGGCGAGGGGGGUGGAAACGCAGCAGACUGA